Camelina sativa (false flax) is the source of this 1318-nucleotide messenger RNA. Its product is annotated as F-box/LRR-repeat protein At2g43260. The record is from RefSeq and is a predicted model, not a curated record. Gene Ontology annotation, molecular function: protein binding. NCBI's taxonomy places the organism in Eukaryota, Viridiplantae, Streptophyta, Magnoliopsida, Brassicales, Brassicaceae.
AACAAAAAAAAAAAAAAAAAANAGAAGAAGGAAAAACCCCAAACCCGCCGCAGCCGACGAUGUACUUAAUUCCCGAUCUAGUGGAAGAGAUUCUCCUCCGACUGCCGUUGAAUUCCAUCUUCAAAUUCACCACAGUCUCCAAACAAUGGAAAUCGAUUAUGAGGACAAGGAGGUUCGCGGAGAGGCGUAUCAAACUUGAGAGGAAGAAGAAGAAGAAGAAGCCGAAAUUCCUAGCCGCCGUAGACCACCACCACCGGUCCGACUCGCCCCGAUUCGAAGAAAUCGACGAAGAGAUCAAUCUGGUCUAUUUAAACAGCUACGACGCCACCACACGACCUUCCCUCACAUGUGAAGGUUUGGUUUGCAUCCCCGUACCAGGUUCCGUCAAUGUUUACAAUCCUUGUACCGGAGCUUCCAUUAGUUUCCCUUCCGGCCCAGAUCCUGUUGAUACCCGCUAUGGUCGCCGCUUUUCCACGUGUUAUUGGUGGAAUACUUUUCCUGCAUAUUGGGUGAUGGGAUUUGGUAGAGACAUAGUGAAUGGGAGCUAUAAAGUAGUGAGGAUGUUUUUCAAUCAAGAACCAUCCUCAUUGAAUAUUGGUGAAUGGAAGAGAUCACUGAAUCCACCUCCUUACAAUGUUGAAGCUAGGAGGAAGUCUGCGUUUGUCAAUGGUUCAAUCUACUGGUUAGAAAUGAUGGAGCGUCAUGGUAUACUAGCUUUGGAUCUUCACACUGAAGAGUUUCGUGAUCUCCCAACUCCUCCUGUUUGUUGCGUGUCUGACCAAUUGGUUAACCUUGAUGACCGUUUAGCUAUUGCCAAAACGGAUAAUAGCUGUGGUUGGAGAUUAGAGAUAUUGUGUUUUGAUCCACAAGGUAUGGAUUGGAGUUUGACUUACUCCAUCGGUCUUGAGACGGUUGUUCCUUCUCAGCCAUGGCAAGUCUGGUUCAGGCCAUUGGCGGUUUCUAGGAAGGGGAAUCUUUUCUUCUGUGACAGUGAGAAGAGGUUGUUCAAGUAUUGUCCUGAGACACGCGUCCUCCGUUGCAUUGCUUCUGAGAUUUGUGUUUUGUCUCCUUUCAUCGAAGAUUUGGUGUCACUUCCUUCUGCAUUUUCUGUUCCCGAGACAUUGGCUUCAAAGUUUGGGUUUUUUAAAUGGUUCCCCCCAAGUGUUUUAUUUGCCACCUCUCUAGUGUCUCUAGUACUUUUGAGCCACUUUGUUGUUUCUUCUAGGUCUUGAUGUUAGUGUUAGUGGUUCUAUAUCAUUUUGGUCUUGCUUUUGUUAUUUUAUCCAAAAACAUUUAUGAAUGAGUUUUCUUUUUAGCU